AUGGCCGGACCACAGGAAAGAAGAAAGCCCUUUAGGGGCAAGAAAUUUCAUAAAGAUCUACGGGAAUAUAAAAAUCAGGAGAUCAAAAGAUCUCUUGUUCAUAGAGCACGAUUAAGAAAGCUGUAUUUCAAGCUCCUUGAGAAGGAGGGAGAAGCUAAUUCUAGGGAUGCAAAAGGACACAAAGAAGCUGCAUCAUCGGACGAAAGUCCUAAUAGUGAUAGCGAGAGUUCGGCGAGUGAAGGCGAGAAUUCUGAAAGUGAAGACGAGGAUGAGAUUAGCCAGAGCUCUUCCGUGAAGCAACGGGCUCCUUUACCACCCCAAAGACCACCAAAGAAGGAGGCAGCGAAAAAAAGACCGAUGGACUUUCUCGAGAGAGCUAAGUUGGCGAAAGAAAGAAAGGAACAGCAAAAAGAAGAGAAGCUAAGGCGUAUACAAGAAAAGAGGCGGAUGAUAGAGCAGAAACAGAAAGAGCGAGAAAAAAGAAAAGAAAGUCUUUCCAAGAAAACGAGGACUGGUCAACCAGUCAUGGGACCGAAAAUAAGUAAUUUACUUGAAAAGAUCAGAAACAAUCAGUAA
Molecule: messenger RNA, 576 nt
Organism: Candidozyma auris
Lineage: Eukaryota; Fungi; Ascomycota; Pichiomycetes; Serinales; Metschnikowiaceae
Gene: FYV5
Product: Fyv5p
Exons: 1
Coding region: 1-576 (191 amino acids)
Cellular component (GO): nucleus
Source: RefSeq, a predicted model, not a curated record